This is a messenger RNA of Cucumis melo (muskmelon), 1784 nucleotides long. RefSeq lists its product as uncharacterized. The record is from RefSeq and is a predicted model, not a curated record. Lineage: Eukaryota; Viridiplantae; Streptophyta; Magnoliopsida; Cucurbitales; Cucurbitaceae. The coding region runs from base 910 to 1227 and encodes 105 amino acids. The transcript has 4 exons.
AUUACGUGGGGUUGAGUUUUCUUAACCCUAACCCCAGUUUGGCUGUAGGUUUAUGGAAACCUUAGUUUUAGGGUUUCCAUAAUACCCGUUUUACAUCUUCAAUCCUCCAUUCUCUUCCUUAACCUUGUCGAUUUCUCUUCCUUCAACUCGUGUUUUCAUAUUCUCUUAAUUUGUGUUUUCCCUUUCUUCCUUCCUCAACCCUGUCGAUUUUUCUUCUUCCCUUUUCUCCCUCUACUUCUUCAUUGCCAAUUUUUCUUCUUUCUUUUUCUCCCUUUACUCCUUCAUUGCCGAUUUUUCUUCUUUCGGUGUGAGACAUCUUGUUGUUCGUUUUAUCACCUGAAAAAGAAAUUACCUUGGAUCUAAAAUCCCCUUUUCUUCUUUUUGCAAUCUAUCUCUAAAUUAGUCUAAACCUUCUCUCUCACUCAUCGAAACUGGAAAUUGUUUUGUUGAAGCCUUUGCUCUAGUGACUUUACCUCUAAAACAUUUCGGUUUCUCCUUUUUGGUUUUGUUAAAUGGCUGGGACAAUUCAUUACCUCUAAAACCUUGCCUUACACGUUCAAUGUGUUUUCUCGAUGAACAUGCAAGUUCGUUGUUGUCCUUUGGAAUUUCCCUUGCCACUCGACGAACCCUUUUGUCGCUCGACCUUUCGCUUGCCGAUUGGUGUUUCUCUUCACCGAGUUAGGACAUGUGCUACACAACAAACCGUUUGUGGCAAUUGGUGACUGUCGAGCAUGGUAGGAAGGACGUCAGCCUUCAUAAUACCCUUGUAAGAGUAUGACAAGUUUGUCGUGUGCACCUCAGCUUGUCCGAAUGAUGACUACGAAGUUGCUUGGAUGUAAUGUCCAAGCCACAACUGUAAUAGACUGUCGCAUAAAGACAUUGAAGCGGACCUUCUAGGCAAUCACAAAAAUGCGUGGCCCAUCAUGCAGUCGGUUCGGGUGGAAUGAUGAAGCAAAGUGCAUAAUUGCUGAGAAUGACUUGUCUGACAACUGGGUCAGGAUACAUCCUGUAGCAAAGGCCCUCCUGAACAAAUCAUUUCCCUAUUACGACGAACUGGCCUAUGUGUUCAAGAAAGAUAGGGCAACGGGUCGAGGUGUAGAGACUUUCACCGACAUUGGGUCCAAUGAUCCUAGCAGGUACGAGGGAUUUCAACCGCCUGAUGGAAACGAUAUGGAGAUCCCCACCAUUUACAGCCAGGGCUUUAACAUGUCGCAAGAGGAUGUAUGAGCCCCACGACCUAGUUCAGCGUCCGACAGUAGGACCAGAUCGAGCGGAUCAAAGCGAAAGUGGGUAGGGCAGUGUGUGAUUGUUGUUGACUUAAUUUCUGAGACGAUGGAGUAUGUGAAUGACUAGCUGAAGACCAAUGUUGAGUGGUCUUCUUUUGCGCUUCAGAAUGAAACCAUAGUCCGCCAGGAAGUUCUUCACAAAUUGUGUGCGAUCCCCAAACUAAGUAGGUUGGACAGGGCAUGCUGCUUGCAGAUCCUCUUUCGCAGUUUGGACGACAUGAAAGGUUUCCUUGCGAUACCUAAGAACAAGAAGAUAGACUUUGGCACGAUCCUUCUACGAGAAGAAUCAUGAUUGCUCUUCUACUUCCAUCGCCUGACUUUAUGUUUUUUUAGUUUGCUUCUUAUAUGAUUUUAUUGUUGUUGCUAAUUAUAUUGGAUAGAACUGUUUUAGUAUUUACUCUAUUCGUUCGUAUUAACGUAAUUCUUAGUAUCACAAUUCACAUUUACGGGUGUUGGUUAAGCAAAUUUAAAUGUGUAGGUGUGUGUGUAACAUAAGAA